This is a messenger RNA of Symphalangus syndactylus (siamang), 5191 nucleotides long. RefSeq names its product transmembrane protein 132C (gene TMEM132C). NCBI's taxonomy places the organism in Eukaryota, Metazoa, Chordata, Mammalia, Primates, Hylobatidae. The record is from RefSeq and is a predicted model, not a curated record.
GAAAAGUUGUCCCGGCCGGAGCGCGAGCAGCGGCGGAGCCGGAACCGCCAGAGCCAGAGCCGGAGCUGCGGCGGCGUGGACCCGGCAGGGGCGGGCCUCGGACAGCGGAGACGCAGCGGGCCCGGCCGACCGGGCUGCGGGAGUGGCCCCGGGCAUGGGGCGGCCGGCGGGGGCCGCGGGCAGGCGGUGCGCUGCGGGCUGGCGGCGGGCUGCGUGAGCGGCCGGGACGCAGGAUGCGCUCCGAGGGUGCGGCCCCCGGGCCGGCGGCUCCGCUGUGCGGGGCGCUGAGCCUGCUGCUGGGCGCGCUUCUGGGCAAAGUGAUAGAGGGUCACGGAGUCACAGACAACAUACAGAGAUACUCCUCUCUGCCGCCUUACCUACCUGUGAGCUACCACAUCCUCAGAGCAGAGACCUCCUUCUUCCUCAAGGAAGCCAACCAGGACCCGCUGCGGAACUCCAGCCUGCAGGCGAGGGUGGAGUCCUUCUUUACCUACAAAACCAGGCAGCCCCCAGUGCUCAAUGCCAGCUAUGGACCCUUUUCUGUGGAAAAGGUUGUGCCUCUGGACUUGAUGUUGACUUCAAACUUUUUAGGUCCAACCAAUAAGUUUAGUUUUGAUUGGAAACUAAAAGCCCACAUCCUGCGGGACAAAGUCUACCUGAGCCGGCCCAAAGUGCAGGUUCUGUUCCACAUCGUGGGCAGAGACUGGGGCGACCGCAGCGCCGGGGAGAAGCUGCCCUGCCUGAGGGUCUUUGCUUUCCGAGAGACCAGAGAGGUGCGGGGCAGCUGCCGGCUGAAGGGGGACCUGGGGCUGUGCGUGGCCGAGCUGGGGCUCCUGUCCAGCUGGUUCAGCCCCUCCACGGUGGUCGCCGGGAGGAAGAAGUCCGUGGACCAGCCGGAGGGGACCCCCGUGGAGCUCUACUACACCGUGCACCCAGGGGGUGACAGAGGGGACUGUGCCGGGGGUGACUUCAGGAAGGGCAACGCCAUCCGUCCAGGAAAGGAUGGGCUGGAGGAAACCACGUCCCACCUGCAGAGGAUCGGCACCGUCGCCCUUUACCGGGCCCAGGACAGCGCCCAGCUCAGUGAGCUGCGUUUGGAUGGUAACGUGGUCAUCUGGCUGCCUUCCAGGCCAGUCAAGCAGGGAGACGUGGUCACGGCCUAUGUCACCAUCUCGAGCAAUUCCUCCGUGGACCUCUUCAUCUUGAGAGCCAAGGUGAAGAAGGGGGUGAACAUCCUGAGUGCUCAGACCCAUGAGCCCCGGCAGUGGGGUGUCAAGCAGGAGGUGGGCAGCGGUGGAAAGCAUGUGACGGCCACCGUGGCCUGCCAGCGCCUGGGGCCCAGCCCGCGCAACAGGAGCAGCAGUUUAUUCAAUGAGGUUGUGCAGAUGAACUUUGAAAUAGCCAGUUUCAGCAGUCUUUCAGGGACUCAGCCCAUCACAUGGCAGGUGGAGUACCCGCAGAAGGGGACCACAGACAUCGCUGUGUCCGAGAUCUUUGUCAGCCAGAAGGACCUGGUGGGCAUCGUUCCCUUGGCUAUGGACACUGAAAUUCUGAACACUGCCAUACUCACAGGAAAGACAGUUGCCAUGCCUAUCAAGGUGGUGUCUGUGGAGGAGAACAGUGCCGUGAUGGACAUCUCAGAGUCGGUGGAGUGCAAGUCCACAGACGAGGACGUUAUCAAAGUGUCUGACCGCUGCGACUACAUCUUUGUCAAUGGCAAAGAGAUCAAAGGAAAGAUGGAUGCGGUGGUGAACUUCACAUACCAGUACCUGAGCGCCCCCCUGCUUGUCACCGUGUGGGUGCCCCGGCUGCCCCUGCAGAUCGAGGUCUCUGACACGGAGCUCAGCCAGAUAAAGGGCUGGAGGGUCCCCAUUGUGACCAAUAAGAGGCCCACUCGUGAGAGCGAGGAUGAGGACGAGGAGGAGCGGCGGGGCCGGGGCUGUGCGCUGCAGUACCAGCACGCCACCGUGCGGGUCCUCACCCAGUUUGUGUCCGAGGGCGCCGGCCCAUGGGGCCAGCCGAACUACCUGCUUAGUCCUAACUGGCAGUUCGACAUCACUCACCUGGUGGCAGACUUCAUGAAGCUGGAGGAACCUCACGUGGCCACCCUCCAGGACAGCCGGGUCCUGGUUGGGCGAGAGGUUGGGAUGACGACCAUCCAGGUGUUGUCUCCACUGUCUGACUCCAUCCUGGCAGAGAAGACAAUAACCGUGCUAGAUGACAAAGUGUCGGUGACAGACUUGGCCAUCCAGCUCGUGGCUGGGCUGUCUGUCGCCCUUUACCCCAACGCAGAAAACAGCAAGGCCAUAACAGCUGUGGUCACAGCUGAGGAGGUGCUGCGGACCCCCAAACAGGAGGCUGUAUUCAGCACGUGGCUGCAGUUCAGUGAUGGCUCUGUGACGCCCCUGGACAUCUACGACACCAAGGACUUCUCCCUGGCAGCCACCUCCCAGAACGAGGCUGUCGUGUCAGUCCCCCAGGCCCGCUCUCUCAGGUGGCCCGUUGUGGUGGCCGAAGGGGAAGGCCAGGGCCCACUGAUCCGAGUGGACAUGACGAUCGCCGAGGCCUGCCAGAAAUCCAAACGCAAGAGCGUCCUGGCCGUGGGCGUCGGCAACGUCAGGGUCAAGUUCGGACAGAACGAUGCUGACUCCAGCCCCGGCAGGGACUAUGAGGAAGAUGAGAUCAAGAACCACGCCAGCGACCGCCGGCAGAAGGGUCAGCAGCAUGAGCGCACAGGCCAGGACGGGCACUUCUAUGGCAGCUCUCCUGUGGAGCGUGAGGAAGGGGCACUCCGAAGAGCCACUACCACGGCCAGGUCCCUGCUGGACAACAAAGUGGUGAAGAACAGCCGGGCAGAUGGGGGCAGGCUGGCAGGAGAGGGGCAGCUGCAGAACAUCCCCAUUGACUUCACCAACUUCCCGGCCCACGUGGACCUCCCCAAGGCCGGGAGUGGGCUGGAGGAAAAUGACCUGGUGCAGACCCCACGGGGCCUGAGUGACCUGGAGAUAGGGAUGUACGCCCUCCUGGGGGUGUUCUGCCUGGCCAUCCUCGUCUUCCUGAUCAACUGCGCCACCUUUGCCCUGAAGUACAGGCACAAGCAAGUGCCCCUGGAAGGUCAGGCCUCCAUGACCCAUUCUCACGACUGGGUGUGGCUUGGCAAUGAGGCUGAGCUCCUGGAGAGCAUGGGGGAUGCGCCGCCACCCCAGGACGAGCACACCACCAUCAUAGACCGCGGACCGGGGGCCUGCGAGGAGAGCAACCAUCUCCUGCUCAAUGGCGGCUCCCACAAGCACGUGCAGAGCCAGAUUCACAGGUCAGCCGACUCCGGGGGGCGGCAGGGCAGAGAACAGAAGCAGGACCCCCUGCACUCGCCCACCUCCAAGAGGAAGAAGGUGAAAUUUACCACCUUUACCACCAUCCCCCCAGACGACAGCUGCCCCACGGUGAACUCCAUCGUCAGCAGCAAUGAUGAGGACAUCAAAUGGGUGUGUCAGGACAUGGCUGUAGGUGCCCCCAAGGAACUUAGAAACUAUCUGGAGAAACUCAAAGAUAAGGCUUAGGCCCCUCUAGCCAAAGGGCCCUGCCCUGAUGCCUUCCUUGUACUGGAAACUGGCCCAAGUGGGGCAGAAGGCGUUGUCAGUGGGGUUAAGAAGGGACGGUCCCCCGGUCCAUGCUAGACCAGCUGGAAAGUUUUGAAGUCAGGAAAAGACAUUUUUGUAUCAAGGGAUUUUUAGCAGUCAAUGAUGGUGGAUUUUCAAAGGUCAGGGGAAUAAAGUCUGGGGCAUGGGGAAUAAAGUCUGGGGCAUGGGGAGUACAGACCAAGUUACUGAACGGCACAGGCAAAAUUAGGAAGGUUAUUUUAUGAGUCAAAACAUACUACAGACAAGCUACCAAAAAUUAUUUGUUAAAAAAUGUAAAAAGACAAAUAAAAAGAGAAAUAAUCAUCUGUUUAUAUUUCUAAUAAAGGAGCAAAAUAUAAAAAUAGGGCCUGCUAAGAGACAUUUUCCAUUCUAAUUCACUAUUCACUUUUCCAAGGAAAGCCUUCAACUGUCACCACACGGCUGGGGAGGAGACAUUUCUUAACAAGGGAUGCCUCUUGGGACAGAACUAAGGAGUUUUAAAUCUUUACUUGGUCAUCUUUUAUUUUCUUUUCCACUUUUUUCUCUCUCUCUGUGUCCUGGACUUCCAUUGCAUUUAUAUUUAAUGUUUAUUUCUGAGAAUCAAGCAGUAUAUUUUUUCCUAAAUGAAACAUAAAUUAUAUUCUUAUUCAUUAGAUAGGUUCCUAGGAACAAUGUCAAUUAAUCCACUGUUUAAGUAGUAACUUGAAUGUUUUUCUAUAUCCUUCCAGCUUUGUUGAUAGUGGCUGGUUUUGUACAAUUGGAGGGAGCUCUCAGAGCCUUCUGGGGGAGGAGAGGAACUGUCCUUAAUCCAUCACCACUACCACAGGGCAAAGCCAGCAGGUGUGGCCUUGUGAGGGGCUGUACAGACAGGAUGUGGCCAGGAGAACAGAGCCCCACCUGGACCACCUGACCCCUCGGGAUUCCACCCCUGUCAUCGUGGGGAUGUUCCUGUAUAGGAGAAAGUUGGGUUAAAUCAAAAAAGAGGCCACGCCCAGGUGCAAUCAGAGUCAACCUGGUGGGCUGGGUCUAUCACAAGACAUAACUGAUGCUGAACAUGAACAAAGAUAAAAACUGUUUGGAGGGUUUUUAAGUUGUUUUUCUUACUUUGUUGGGUGGGGUAUACCAGCAUAAACUCUAAAGAUAAAAUCUAUGUUAGAUUGUCAAUCAACUGUGUUUUUGAACAGCAUAAUUGUGUAGCAGCACAUUGCAAAAACGCAUUCAUCCAAAGUGACACAUAUGUGGCAACAAAGACCAUGCCAGUGAAAUAAACCCCUUCGUGAUCACCUGACUCCAGUUCUCCGUGUGCACCACUGGCUGCGGCUGCAGGAGGAAGAUGCCUGACAGCCCUCAUGCUCUCCGCAGGGGGGCGCUCACAAAGAUUCCAGGGGUGUUUAUUGUGUUUAUUUUUUUAAUUACUAAAAUCAGUAGCUAAGAAAGGGUCCUUGAAGCCUCCUAACCUGGGUUGGACCUUUGAAAAAUAUAUUUGUAGCACAUAUUAUAGAUGGAAAGAAGAUAUUUAUUUAUACCUGUGAUGCCGAUUGUCAUUAAAAGGCUUUUCAUGGCUUGACAAA